Staurois parvus is the source of this 564-nucleotide messenger RNA. Lineage: Eukaryota; Metazoa; Chordata; Amphibia; Anura; Ranidae. The record is from the annotation of a GenBank genome assembly.
GAAUCGUUACUCAGGGACACAGAAUUGUUACUCAGGGACACAGAAUUGUUACUCAGGGACACAGAAUUGUUACUGAGGGACACAGAAUCGUUACUCAGGGACACAGAAUUGUUACUCAGGGACACAGAAUCGUUACUCAGGGACACAGAAUUGUUACUCAGGGACACAGAAUCGUUACUCAGGAACACAGAAUUGUUACUCAGGGACACAGAAUUGUUACUGAGGGACACAGAAUCGUUACUCAGGGACACAGAAUCGUUACUCAGGGACACAGAAUUGUUACUCAGGGACACAGAAUCGUUACUCAGGGACACAGAAUUGUUACUCAGGGACACAGAAUCGUUACUCAGGGACACAGAAUUGUUACUCAGGGACACAGAAUUGUUACUCAGGGACACAGAAUCGUUACUCAGGGACACAGAAUCGUUACUCAGGGACACAGAAUUGUUACUCAGGGACACAGAAUCGUUACUCAGGGACACAGAAUCGUUACGUUACAGGGACACAGAAUUGUUACUCAGGGACACAGAAUCGUUACUGAGGGACACAGAAUUGUUACUCAGG